AUGGAGUUCAGCGAGGCCGAGUUGGCGCCACAGCCGGUGUCAGCCAGCGCGCGGGAUGCGGCGCAGAAUGCUGCCUUGUCUGCGCUGUUUGACGACGGCAUGGACAUGCCAAUGGACAACCUUGACGAGUUGAGCAUGCUUGACAAUCACGUCGAGUCGCCAGCUGCCUUGCUUGUACCUACCGCUGCUGCGAGCGCUCCGAGUGUGGCGGAUGGCGGACAGGCCUCGAUAGACGACGGCCGACACGAUGGCGAGACGGCGUCAGAGACGGAGCACAUGCCGAGCUCGUCAGGAGACGGAUGCAGAGGAGCUGGCGACGAGCCAGCGCCGGUAGCGGCGAACGAUGCCUCACGACCGUUGCCAUUUUCCGAGACUGAGCUCGCGUUUAUGACGGCUGGCCAGCGGCUGCGGUUUGCUCAGUUGCCCGCGGAGCGACAGAAGGAGAUUGUGGGCAAGCGCCGUGCGUGGGAGGCGCGGAAGGCGAGACAGGAUGGAGUGCUGGAUCUAGAGGCUGCGAAGGGACCAAAGACGGGACAUGGGGGUCAGAUCGUAGGCAUUGUGCUCCUUGUCGCUGCGCUGGGUACUGCCGCUGUUGGCGCCCUUGCAGUUGUCGAGGUCAUCGCCUGGUCGGCGUGGUCGUUUGACCCAGUUGUGGGAGGCAUCAACCUCUGGCUUCUCAUUGGCCUCGGCGUGGGCUUUCUUGGAUGCGCCGGUGCCGGGCUGUGGCUCUUGGUCCGCCGCCGCAAGCGCAAGCCGUCAACCACCGAGCGCGAUCGCCCACAGACAGCGGGCAGGCCUUUGGCAGCCCCGACUCCAGCAAGUGCAAUGGCUCUUGGAGCCGGCACCAGCGGGCCGUGCUACGACAUGUCUUCAGAGAGCACUGCCGAUACGGCACCAGCCGAGCCUGGUGACGACGGAGGGCUCGCCAAUCCAGUCUUUGACCCGCUGGCGGACUCGUCGUCGAGCGGGCGCGGUGGUGCCAAUCCACUGUUUGAAGAUGGAGAAGCGAAUCCGCUGUUUGACCCGUCGGCUGGCCUCGCCUCAGCGGUGGACAACCCGCUGUUUGAUCUUGCUGCCGAGCCCGAAUAUCCGCUUUCAGCCGUGGCUGUUGCUGACGCGGGCACGAUGUCUUCCUCCGAUCUUGUCAACGCUGAUGGCAGUGUCAUGAACCCGCUCUACGACGACGCCACGCCCGCCGUAGUCUUUGAUCCCGAUGCGGACACGACCUCGUCUUCUGAUCUCAACAACGACGCCCGGACCGUCAUGAACCCGCUCUACGACGACGCCACGCCCGCCGUAGUCUUUGAUCCCGAUGCGGACACGACCUCGUCUUCUGAUCUCAACAACGACGCCCGGACCGUCAUGAACCCGCUCUACGACGACGCCACGCCCGCCGUCGUCCUUGAUCCCGAUGCGGACACGACCUCGUCUUCUGAUCUCAACAACGACGCCCGGACCGUCAUGAACCCGCUCUACGACGACGCCACGCCCGCCGUAGUCUUUGAUCCCGAUGCGGACACGACCUCGGCUUCUGAUCUCAACAACGACGCCCGGACCGUCAUGAACCCGCUCUACGACGACGCCACGCCCGCCGUAGUCUUUGAUCCCGAUGCGGACACGACCUCGGCUUCUGAUCUCAACCACGACGCCCGGACCGUCAUGAACCCGCUCUACGACGACGCCACGCCCGCCGUAGUCUUUGAUCCCGAUGCGGACACGACCUCGGCUUCUGAUCUCAACCACGACGCCCGGACCGUCAUGAACCCGCUCUACGACGACAUGGACAACGACAGUGAUGGCCACGAGGCAGGGUCCGCCAUGAACCCCCUCUACGACGAUGUGGAUGACGACGGACAUGUGGACGACAGUCAUGUUGACCACUUGCACGCCGACACCGCACUGACAACGGCCGUUGACCUAGAUGCCGACGUGACGUCGUCAUCUGACCUUGGCGACGCUGACGGCUUCGUCGCAAACCCCGUCUACGACGACCCAGACACGGCCUCCACGUCCGACAAUGCCGACACACGCAACACCUCUACUCCAACAAGCCGGCAACCGUUUACACCUCCUCGCCGAGCCCCGAUCCCGCUCAGCCCGUAUCCCGAGCUGGGCACUCCGUCGCGCCACUCGCGCCGCGUCGCGCGCCCGGCUGCUGCCGCGUCCGCCUCGCCGCGCCCAUCGGCGGGCGGCGCCGAUGCCAUCCGCGCCUACCGCCCGCGCAUCUGGCAGAUCCACAAUAAGCUGUAG
Molecule: messenger RNA, 2250 nt
Organism: Thecamonas trahens ATCC 50062
Lineage: Eukaryota; Apusomonadida; Apusomonadidae
Exons: 1
Coding region: 1-2250 (749 amino acids)
Source: RefSeq, a predicted model, not a curated record